UUUUCUUCAAUGUUUUCCUUGAAUAACUAUGUAUAAACAAUAACAGUUAGAAUAUAUAAUAUUUUGUUAUUCUGGUGAAACAAUUGUUCAUAUUCUUAGAAUAACAUCUGAAUUUCUUGUAUUCCCUGAUGAAGUCUUUUGCAAAAUCUCCAAGCAGGUGCUUUUUCCUUGUUGAUCAAGAUGAUAAUUUCCUCCAAACUUCAAACAAAGAAGAUUCAAAGAAGAACACCAAAAGGGAAAAAAGCAGUUUUGUAAACAGAAUUCACGAACAUGUGAAAUUGGGUCCUAAGUUUUCUGAGACUGUGAAGGGUAAGUUGAGUUUGGGUGCUAAGAUUAUUCAAGAGGGUGGGAGAAGGAAUAUUUUCAAGCAUGUUUUUGGGAUGCAAGAACAAGAGAAACUGUUGAAAGCUUCUCAGUGUUAUUUAUAUACCACAGCUGGUCCUAUUGCUGGCAUUCUCUUUAUUUCGACGCUAAAAGUUGCGUUUUGCAGUGAAAGGCACACAACCUUCUCUUCUGUAGAUGGGGAAUUUGUUAAAGCACCUUACAAGGUUUUGAUACCAAUAGAAAAGAUAAAGGAGGUGAAUGAAAGCAUGAAUGUGAACAAGUUAGAACAGAAGUAUAUAGAAGUGGUGACUAAGGAUGACUCUGAAUUUUGGUUUGUGGGAUUCUUAAGGUAUGAGAAAGCUAUUAAGAAUCUCAAUAAAGCCAUUUCCAUGACCAAUACAUUCUAAGAGGGAAAACUGAACUUUGUUAAGUCUCUAAGUUUUAGAUUUUUUUAGCAAAGGAUUGAUUAUAGGAGAAGUUUUGCAGAGUGAAUGGAGUGGUAAGCAAUCUUUAUCUUUUAUCUUACAGUUGUUGCAACUUGCAUAUACUUCAUCUCUUAUUUCUUGGUGAUUAAGAACUGAUUACUAAGUUUCAUGCCAUUGUAAGAGACAUCACCUGUGGUAUAAUUAAC
Vicia villosa (hairy vetch) is the source of this 955-nucleotide messenger RNA. Its product is annotated as putative GEM-like protein 8. Bases 129 to 731 code for a protein of 200 amino acids. The record is from RefSeq and is a predicted model, not a curated record. The transcript is spliced from 4 exons. NCBI's taxonomy places the organism in Eukaryota, Viridiplantae, Streptophyta, Magnoliopsida, Fabales, Fabaceae.